This is a messenger RNA of Durusdinium trenchii, 2907 nucleotides long. NCBI's taxonomy places the organism in Eukaryota, Dinophyceae, Suessiales, Symbiodiniaceae. The record is from the annotation of a GenBank genome assembly.
AUGGUGACCUACCAUGAAGCGCUCUGCGUGACCUUCUGCCUUCUAAACCUGGCUUGCAGCCUGGCUGACUCAUGCAAGGCUGAGAAAUGCCUUGCGGUUUCUGAGGAGGACACAGAUACAGCAUGGUUGCAGAUCAACAAAAGCUCUAGGCUGGUCUCAGAGAAGGCUCUCAGUUGUGAUCCUGAAGACCUUGCUUGCGAAGCCAAGGAGUUAGCCUGCAGCCUGAGGUACUUGAUGGAACGGGAUUGGCCGACUCGAAGCUACCCUAUCCACCCAGAGUUGGAUAAGAUCGUGUUUCAAUUGAGCACUGUUUGUGAAGGUGGUAAUGUUAGCUUGGCACUCGCCAAUGUCGACCGCAUUCGCGAACCGAGUGAUGCGAAACCUUCAGCUUCAGCUUCAUCCUGCAGUCCUGCUGAUAGUUGCACUACCAACGUGGUCGAGUAUCAGAAACAACAUCCGGGUGCAGCUUACGGGAUGAGCGCGGGGCGGAUUGCAGCCUCUACAGCCAUUUCAACCAUCAAUGACAUUCUCCGGUCAACGAAAGUCAUGGGAGUGGCAGGCAGUGUAGCCUUCACUCUCAUGAAUGGAUUCCUUGGAGCCUUCUUUCCUAGUGCAGGAGGCCUGCCAACCAACCCAUGCACCUAUGCCACAAAGAACUGGGGAAGAUGUGUUUGGGAACAGGUGAAGCCCUUUGUGGAGGAGUUUGUUGACCUGAAGAUCGACCAAACCUUUGAAGAGCUGUGGGAAGCAACGAUUAAAGGCUACCAGAACCGGUUAUGGGCUCUGAAUGCAACUGCAUACAGAGACUCCACGCAUUUUAACAAUGGCACAAUCAAACAUAUGCCUUACAAGGUUAGGAAGAGGAUGUUUGCGGACAUGUACCAAGUUCACAAUCAAAUGGUUGGCGACAUGAGUCUUUUUCUGACCAAUCAUUCGCUGCAAACCACUGCUGGCGCGUAUCUCUCCCAGUUUGCCUCUUUGCACAUCAGUGUGAUGACAAAUCUUCUAGGUAGCUCAACCUACCAGACGAAAGGCAAUCUCUAUGUCUUCGGGACCUAUUCAAUGUGCUAUGCCAAGUACGUUUACAACCGCUCAACUGAGGCUUUCAAAGCACGCAUGUCAUCUCUGGGAAGCAAGACAGUUGAUGAAGGUACUCAAAAGUGCUGCAACCUUUUUCCUUAUGGUCCAGGUCCUGAUUGCGUGAUGUGCCCCAAGGGCUAUGGAGAGUUUUGGGACAAUUGGCGUGAAUGCAGCUGGGAGAAGCUACAGUACGGACUGGGUUGCGCACCAUUGACGGCCGCUUGCGGUAGUGACCCGGUUGCCAUAUUUUCAAUGACCCAGUGCUUUACCAACCACCGCAAUGAGGUUGAGAAACAGGCUGUGGCUUUUUGGCAGAGCUGGCUCGCACCGAUCCCAAUGUGGUUGAACAAUGUGAUGCUCAUGCAGAAGAUUGAGGUGAAAGUGAGAAAGCAGGCUGAGAAAUACCUUGCGGUUUCUGAGGAGGACACAGAUACUGCAUGGUUGCAGAUCAACAAAAGCUCUAGGUUGGUCUCAGAGAAGGCUCUCAGUUGCGAUCCUGAAGACCUUGCUUGCGAAGCCAAGGAGUUGGCCUGCAGCCUGAAGGAGACGAUGGAAAAGGAUUGGCCCACUCCAAGCCACUACCCUAUUCACCCAGAGUUGGAUGAGAUCUAUUCUCAGUUGAGAACCGUUUGUGAAGGUGGCCAUCUUAGCUUGGGAGUCAUCAAUGUGGACCUCAUUCGCGAAUCGAGUGAUGCAACAGCUUCUGCUUCAGCUUCAUCCUGCAGUCCUCCUGCUAGUUGCACUACCAACGUGGUCGAGUAUCAGAAACAACAUCCGGGUGCGGCCUACGGGAUGAGCGCGGGGCGGAUUGCGGCCUCUACAGCCAUCUCAACCAUCAAUGACAUUCUCCGGUCGACGCAAGUCAUGGGAGUGGCAGGCAGUGUAGCCUUCACUCUCAUGAAUGGAUUCCUUGGGGCCUUCUUCCCUAGUGCAGGAGGCCUGCCAACCAACCCAUGCACCUAUGCCACUGAGAACUGGGGAAGAUGUGUUUGGGAACAGGUGAAGCCCUUUGUGGAGGAGUUUGUUGACCUGAAGAUCGACCAAACCUUUGAAGAGCUGUGGGAAGCAACGAUUAAAGGCUACCAGAACCGUUUAUGGGCUUUGAAUGCAACUGCAUACAGAGACUCCACGCAUUUUGAUAAUGGCACAAUCAAAGAUAUGCCUGACAAGGUCAGGACGAGGAUGUUUGAGGACAUAUACCAAGUUCACAAUCAAAUGGUUGGCGACAUGAGUCUUUUUCUGACCAAUCAUUCGCUGCAAACCACUGCUGGUGCGUAUCUCUCCCAGUUUGCCUCUUUGCACAUCAGUGUGAUGACAAAUCUUCUAGGUAGCUCAACCUACCAGACGAAAGGCAAUCUCUAUGUCUUCGGGACCUAUUCAAUGUGCUAUGCCAAGUACGUUUACAACCGCUCAACUGAGGCUUUCAAAGCACGCAUGUCAUCUCUGGGAAGCAAGACCGUUGAUGAAGGCACUCAACAGUGCUGCAAGCCCUUUCCAUAUGGUCCAGGUCCUAAUUGCGUGACUUGCCCCAAGGGCUAUGGAGAGUUUUGGGACAAUUGGCGUGAAUGCAGCUGGGAGAAGCUACAGUACGGACUGGGUUGCGCACCAUUGACGGCCGCUUGCGGUAGUGACCCGGUUGCCAUAUUUUCAAUGACCCAGUGCUUUACCAACCACCGCAAUGAGGUUGAGAAACAGGCUGUGGCUUUUUGGCAGAGCUGGCUCGCACCGAUCCCAAUGUGGUUGAACAAUGUGAUGCUCAUGCAGAAAAUUGAGGUGAAAGUGAGAAAGCAGGCCUUUCGAGUGUCCCAAUUCACCUGCCCUGUUUGA